GAGCCACACAUGCUGCCUGCGAAGAUAGGGAGGAGCUCGAGCAGCACCAGAUCGAAUCAGAAGAGGUUUGUUUUGCAGGCCUCGCCAUAACCAUGGCUUUGCAAGGUCUUGUAGACUGGAGGGGACGGCCAGUUAACCAAAAGAGGCAUGGUGGAGUGAAAGCCAGCAUGUUCAUCCAUUUUCUUAUUGUGAUGGCAAACAUAGCAAACAUACCGAUGAUAUUGAAUCUGGUGAGCUACUUGCAUGGGACGAUGCACAUGGGAGUCAAGGACGCCUCCACCACCUCUACGAAUUUCUUUGGGGCCAUAUGUUUCUUCUCCUUCCUCGGUGCCUUCGUCUCUGACUCCUACAUCAAGCGCUUCUACACGAUGCUCAUCUUUGCGCCCAUCGAGAUCAUGGGGUACAUGGUCCUAGCGUUCCAAGCACACUUCCCUUCGCUGCACCCGCCGCCGUGCGACAUGAUCAACCGCCCCAACGAGUGCGCUCCGGUGAGCGGACGGAACCUGAGCCUGCUCACCCUGGGCCUCUACCUGAUCCUCAUCGGCGAGGGCUCGCUGCGCUCCAAUCUUUACAUCAAGUAAAAAUAGCAUGAUACAAGGAACUUGUAAUAGUUAGGGACAUUCUCUGCUCAUAUUUCCUGAAGAUUUAUAGUGUGUAACUGCAGAUUGAAAUAGUUCUCAUACUAGAAUGCCACUCUAAAGCAAAAGGGAGGAUGGCCAACGAGGAAAAUAGGAAUUGGAUGCAAACUCUUAGUUUAAUUUAACAUG
This is a messenger RNA of Panicum virgatum (switchgrass), 767 nucleotides long. Its product is annotated as protein NRT1/ PTR FAMILY 4.4-like. The transcript is spliced from 3 exons. The record is from RefSeq and is a predicted model, not a curated record. Lineage: Eukaryota; Viridiplantae; Streptophyta; Magnoliopsida; Poales; Poaceae. The coding region runs from base 93 to 581 and encodes 162 amino acids.